Messenger RNA from Rotaria socialis, 960 nucleotides. The record is from the annotation of a GenBank genome assembly. Lineage: Eukaryota; Metazoa; Rotifera; Eurotatoria; Philodinida; Philodinidae.
AUGUUUUUAAAGCCGUAUCAACUUGGAAAUAAAUCGAAACAAAUAUACGAUGUAUUCAAGCGAAAUUAUAAUUUAAAAAAAUUGACUAUACAAAUGGAAAAGAAUCCACAUAUGAAAAAGAUUAUGGAAGAACAAUUACAGAAACGGCAAUCUCAAGGAGUGUUGAAAAAAUUAAUUGAUAAACGUUCAAGUGAUUACAAGGAAUAUUUUCCUCGUUCCUCUGAUCCUUCGGUAAUCAAACGAUUGAAACAUGUAUCCUACGAUCAUAUUGGUCAAAAGCGUGCAGUACAUUUAAGUAAAAUAUUACGAUCUUUUGUUGCUGAUCGUAUUGGUUCCGGAGAAAUUGGUGAUAUAUUAGCUGGAAAAAAUUUUCAAAUAACAAAUAUCAUUGUUCCAGUUGAUUUAAAUCGUAUUGAAAUACUAUGGUGGUCACCUGACGACGAAACAAAGAUCAUUGAAGAUCUAUUAACAACAGCCGGUGAAGACUUGAAAACGGCUAUUCGUCAUGCACAAUUGUUACCUAGUCUACCACCAAUUGUGUUUAAACGAGAUAAUUUCCGUCUUGAACAUGAUCAAAUUAAUCAUCUACUUGACAUAGUGGACACAGGAACAUCGGAUAACGUUUCAAUUAGUACGAAUGUACCAGAACGUAAUGAUCUAUAUGAUAGUGACCGUACAGUUAUCCUACGAAAACUAUCUGGUCCAACCUCUAUUGAUGAAGACGAUAAUAAAAAUAAUGGUACACUUACCGAUAUCAAUAAACUAUCGCCUGAACAACUACAACGACGCAUGAAAGCAUUUGCAUUAACAAAACGAAUGAAACGCAUGCAAGAACAACGAAGUGCUAUAUAUGGUAUCAUGGCUAUUGAAGAAGAACGACAAAAUGACGAACAUUUCUCAUUGAAUCAAACUACAGAUGGUGAUCAUGAACAACAAGAAAACGAGCAAAAAUCAUCAUAG